Messenger RNA from Perca flavescens (yellow perch), 1584 nucleotides. RefSeq names its product protein tyrosine phosphatase non-receptor type 18 (gene ptpn18). The record is from RefSeq and is a predicted model, not a curated record. Gene Ontology annotation, biological process: protein dephosphorylation. Gene Ontology annotation, molecular function: non-membrane spanning protein tyrosine phosphatase activity. The transcript is spliced from 10 exons. Gene Ontology annotation, cellular component: nucleus; cytoplasm. Lineage: Eukaryota; Metazoa; Chordata; Actinopteri; Perciformes; Percidae. The coding region runs from base 1 to 921 and encodes 306 amino acids.
AUGCCCUUCGAGGUGUCCAUUGACAGCCGUGCCGUGACUCAGUACCAGUAUCUGUCGUGGCCGGAUCACGACGUUCCCUACGAGGCUGCAGGAGUCCUGGACCUGCUGGAGAGAGCCAGAACCAGCCAGGGAACACACAGCUCGCCUCUGCUGGUACACUGCAGUGCGGGCUGUGGGAGGACCGGAGUCAUCUGUGCUCUCGACUACAUCCAUGAUCUGCUGGUUACCGAGCAGAUCAACACGACAGACUUCAGCAUCAUGAACAUCGUCCUGCAGCUGCGGAGACAGAGACCCUCGGCAGUCCAGACUAAAGAGCAGUAUCAGUUCAUCUUCACAGCAGCCGUCUGUUUGUUCGAGCGACUCCUGAAGGCGGCGGCCGAUCGUCAGCUUUACUCCAACCUGUCGCAGAACGGGAAGAACGACACCGUUCCUACACCUCCGCAGAAGAAAUCUACAAAACCGUCUACUGUCUCCAAGAGACUGUCACCGCAGCCGGUCAUGAAUGACACGUACGCUGUGGUCAACAAGCCCAGACACUCCGUUACAGCAGACCCCGCCCACUCUGCUGUAGCCCCGCCCAGAUCCAGCAGGACCCUGCCCCCGUCCCAUUACUAUGACAACGACCCUGCAGGAGCAUCGGCCGUCUACAGCACCGUCAAACCCCGAGCUAAACCGAACAGCCUGCCGCUCUCGGCCACGCCCAUCUACAACACGCCACGGCCGUCCAAUCACAGGCUGGAGGAGGAGGGGCUGCUUCCAGCUGAACGUCAUCCUUCAACGGACCACGAUUAUGAAGAUGUGUCACCGUCGGCCCCGGAUGUGACUCUCUGCUCGCCUAGCGGUAUCGGGUUUAACUGUCGUAUUCAGAAGCCGAGAGGACCCCGAGACCCUCCGGCCGAGUGGAGCCGCCUGGAGAGAUGAAGUCAUUUAACUUCACUGGUUCCCAGUUCCCUUCGCUUCCAGACUGGGAAGAUAAAGAGCUGUUUUAUUGACGUUUUUUGUAACUUUUUUGAUGCUUCAUUUGACAUUUUGUCCAAAUUUCCAAUGAGGGUGUAUUCAAUGUACAUUAAGUAAUGUGGGAAUUUCCCCCCGCCGAUUGUCACAAUAAAAUACCAAGGAUAGCAGUCCGUCCGCAUCUUUAGGAAGGAAUAUUUGGGAAGGCUUAAACGUGCGGUAUACUCGCCGCAGCCGACCUGCCAAGCGCCAGUGUGACGUCAUGAGAUCGCCGUAACUGUUUAAACUCGCGCUGGUGGUCGAGACACCAGCUGCAGUCUUCUCGUGAACAGAGGUGGCGCUAAUGAGCAAAAUGCUACCGACGCUGCCAUUUCUACGGACUAGAACAAGAAAAAGGUAAACAACGGCAGAACUGGCAGCAGCAUUGACCUCAAUGCUUCGAUCUUAUUGGUUGAUCUACUUGGUCGGAUCGAGCCUUUCAUUCACCAUAACAGAACUCAUCUUAACCCGGUGAGUUUACCGGAGAGACUUGCAAUCAGUCUGAGAGUCCUGGCAUCACGUUCCCGGCAAAAUCGUGGUGGUGCACGCACUUUAAAUCCUGGCGCGCCAGUGAGAUCUACGUAAUUUUGA